CCUCUGCCUUGGGGGGGUCUCUCCCCUAACACGGCUCCUGUCUCCGCAGGCGACCCUGCGCCCGAUGCACCCCCAGGCCCUGCACCCCAACCAGACCCUGCUGCCCAGCCCCCAACUUCCCGUCCAGAUCCAGCCGGCCAGCAAGUCUGGCCUGGCCUCGCCCGGGAGCUUCCCACACGGUUCCACCCCCCAGCAGCCCCACACGUCGGGUUUCCCCACCAGCGGCCAGCCAGCCUCGCGUCACCCCUUCAUCCAGCACGCCCAGGGCCAGCGCUUCUACCACAAGUGAGCCCCCGCCCGCCCCGUGGGGCGCCCAGCUCUGGGGAGAGGCCCGUGCCUCCCCCCCCAAUAAAUGGGGAGCUCCCAGUUGCA
This is a messenger RNA of Chelonoidis abingdonii (Abingdon island giant tortoise), 372 nucleotides long. Lineage: Eukaryota; Metazoa; Chordata; Testudines; Testudinidae. The record is from RefSeq and is a predicted model, not a curated record.